Sphaeramia orbicularis (orbiculate cardinalfish) is the source of this 2796-nucleotide messenger RNA. RefSeq names its product 8-oxoguanine DNA glycosylase (gene ogg1). The record is from RefSeq and is a predicted model, not a curated record. Gene Ontology annotation, biological process: base-excision repair; nucleotide-excision repair; base-excision repair, AP site formation. Bases 415 to 1650 code for a protein of 411 amino acids. Lineage: Eukaryota; Metazoa; Chordata; Actinopteri; Kurtiformes; Apogonidae. Gene Ontology annotation, molecular function: damaged DNA binding; 8-oxo-7,8-dihydroguanine DNA N-glycosylase activity. The transcript is spliced from 7 exons. Gene Ontology annotation, cellular component: nucleus.
UACUUCUGUCAAUAAUUUACAUCAAGUAAAGAAUACGAGCACUGUUACUUAGUAUCGGAAAUAGUUUUAAAUCACAUAUAGCUAAACGUAACUCUUUAACAAACUCCCGUCCUCUCUGAUGUGAGUGGCUUUAAAACCCAGUGUAAGGUUUUUGUUGUCCAUCAUAUUGAACAGUCGCUAAAGCUAGCUAAGGGAUACUCCUUCAGCCGUGCCUUCAGCGGUGUGUUUGUAAGAAUUAAACGCAUGAUGAAAUGACUUGUAAAAUCACUGGAUGCAUCUCUUUCCAUUGCUGUGUUUAGUGUUUUAUGUCAAUGUGAUGAGUUUAGCAUGAUUUGGUCUCUGCAUUAGUCCAGUGUAAGCGGGUUUCUUACUUGCACUGUUCCCUUUAACCAACACAGUAGCAUCUAAACAGUCAUGUCUAAACUGUCAUCGGGGGCAAAAAUGUGGAGAUCUCUGCAAUGUCCGAGGUCAGAUCUGCGUCUAGAUCUUACCCUGGCAUGUGGACAGUCUUUCCGUUGGAGAGAAACUGCAGAAGGUCACUGGACAGGAGUGAUGGGAGGACAAGUGUGGACUUUGACCCAGACAGACAACACUCUGUGGUACUAUGUGUAUAAAAACCAGGAGAAGCAGAAGGAAUGGACUCAUAGGAAGAGGAUAGCAGAUGUUUCUCUUCAAGAGGGAACCAUCUCAGAGAAAAAAUUAAAAGGUGCUCUGGAGAGUGAUGAGAUUGCAGCUGUGGCUCAAAAACAUGACUUUGAAGAGGAUGAGAAGAUGCUGAGAGAUUACUUUCAGUUGAAUGUCAAGCUUUCAGAUUUGUACAGGCAAUGGGGAGCAGCAGACCCCCACUUCAAGCAAAUUGCAGGCGUAUUUUCCGGUAUACGAAUGCUGCGCCAAGACCCGACUGAAUGCCUGUUUUCCUUCAUUUGUACCUCAAACAACCAUAUUUCUCGUAUCCAGGGCAUGGUGGAGAGGCUGUGUCAGGCUUUGGGUGCCCCGCUGUGCCAACUGGAUGAAACCUCUUACCAUGACUUUCCUUCCCUGUCUGCUCUGGCAGAUAGCAGUGUGGAAGCACGUCUCAGGGAUCUUGGUUUUGGCUACAGGGCUAAGUUUUUGCAGCAGAGUGCAAAGCAGAUUCUUGACAACCAUGGAGCCCAGUGGCUUGAGGGUCUUCGGAGAGUGCCAUACCCAGAGGCCCGUGAUGCUCUGCGUACUCUCCCUGGUGUGGGCACUAAGGUGGCAGACUGUGUAUGUCUGAUGUCCCUGGAUAAAACGGAGGCUGUGCCCAUUGACACACAUGUAUGGCAGAUUGCUAAGCGUGACUACAGAUAUGCUGCUGGUAAUGGACAGAAAACGAUCACAGACAAACUUCACAGAGAUAUUGGGGACUUUUUCAGGAAAAUGUGGGGACCUUACGCUGGUUGGGCACAGUCCGUGUUGUUCUGUGCUGACCUUAAGAAAUUUCAAAAUCUGAAGCAAGCUCCGGAUCUGAAGCAGCCGAAGAAAGAGGAAUAUGAUGAAGGAGAGGAUGCAGCAGAAUGCAAGAAGGCAAAAAUUAAGACAGAGGGAAAUGGAACUGUAAAGAACAGGAAAACCAAGUCUGCAAGUCACAAGAAAGCAAAAGUGUCUGUCAAGAAGGAAGAUGUGGUAUGAAAAAAAUCAAAUUUCCUGUGUGGGUUAACAGAUAAAUCGAUUAGAAAUUUACAGCACAUAUUUCUAGAUAUAUUGUGUUCAGGGAAAAAAAUAUGAAAUACACAUAUUUGUUUACAGUUACCAAGAAGAAACAAAACGUGUACUUUUACAAAUGUUUAUAUAACAUUUUGAUACUGACCAUUGUGCAGUUGUUUUCACUCAUACUGUUCUGUGUGUAUUUUCUAAUGAAUUCACAUGUUUAUUAUACCGUGUAAUCACAAUAAAAGAAAUGUAUUUUUUUAAAUUCUGUUAUAACCCCUAGGGGGCAGUAUGCACUGAAAGAUUUUAUACAAGAUCCUCACACAUGGUAAUGUGUUUGUUCCAGCAUGCUUUAUUUUAAUAUUUGAGAAAAAAAAAUUGCACAAAAUCACUUUUUUAAGCCCCUCUGGUGUCUGUUUCACCACGUACCAACACGUCAUGGGAAUUGUAUACAUAUCUAAAAAUGUCAGAGGACACUAAAAAGGGGUGUUGUGUUUUUCAGUGCAUUCCUUUAUCAAAAUAGUAUUUCUGUCUGUUGGGUCAUAAAAAGCAGGAUGGUCAUGAAAUGCCAUGGUGUCUGUAUGUACAUCUAUAGGGUUUAGUUGACUGUGUCAGCUGGUCUUUUUAUAGCUAGGAUUGAAGUUAUCUGCUGCUGCUGCUUGAGGCUUGUGUGACUGUAGUGACAACAUGGGAAUGUCUUGGACUUUAGGACUCAUUACUGUCCAAUUAUGGAAAUGACUUAAUAAUACUGUAAUUUGCUUGGAAUAUUCAUAAGGACAACAAAUAACAAGUGUGCAUUCUUAAUCCUCAUUCUAGUUCUGAUUUGAGUACUUUCAGAGAUUUAUUUAACAUCCAGUUGCACGCACUCUUAUCAGUGAGCAGGUGCACCAUGCAUGCAGUGGCUGCAUCUGUUUGUGUGUCUGUAUAUUCAUGUCAUCCACAGAGGAUGUUUAUUUGUGGAACUGUGUGCAGCCAUGUGUGUUAAUGAAUAUGUGAGUCAGCUUUCAUGCCCUCUCCAGUUGAGCUGGACAGAAGCUGGGGCCCAGCUUUAGGGCAUAGUCAGAAUGAGGCAGAAAGACUGAGUAAAAAUAGAAAAAGAGAGAGCAAGAAUAAGCAGAGCAAGAAAGC